AUGCCAUCUUCACUCACUCAGAAGCUGUGCGUAGCGCUCGCGCUCGUAUCUGCCGCCAUUGGCGCGCUCGCCGAAGACGCACACCACCACGAUACACACUAUGUGCGCAGUCUCAAGCACUCGCGCCGCGCACACGUCGAAGCACGCAACGACGACGACGAGGCCGGCCCCUCGUCGCUGUCCAAGCGCGGUCCGUCGUACUCCGGACGAGCGACGUACUACGCUGCCGGACUGGGAGCUUGUGGCAACUACAACUCGGGCAGCGACUUUAUCGUGGCGCUCAAUGCGGCACAGUACGGCAACAUGGGGCAGCGCUCUUCGUGGUGCGGCAAGACGAUUGCGAUCACGUACAACGGGAACACGCAGUAUGCGACUGUGCAGGAUGCGUGUCCGUCGUGUCCGUACGGAGGGUUGGAUAUGAGCGAGGGGCUCUUCAAGGCGUUUGCGAACACCGAUGUCGGCGUGUUCCAGAUGUCCUGGACGGCCGCCGAUGGAUCGGGGGGUGGUAACAACAACCAGUGGACGAGCAAGACUUCGAGCACGCCCGCUUGGACGCCCAAGCCGACGCCGACGAGCACUUGGACUCCGCCGCCGUCGAGCACUUGGACCCCCGCGCCCACCUCGACUUCCGCCCGCUCCUCGUCGUCCUCUUCGUCGUCGGCGUCCUCUUCGAGCGCGUCGAGCGCGUCCUCGUCGUCUGCCUCCUCCGCUUCGUCCGCAUCAGCAGCCGCGUCCACGUCCAACUCGCCGGCGGCAAACAACCUCGACAGCUUUGCCCUGAUCUACCAGGGUUUGAAUCAGAUGGCCGUUGCCGCUGCAAGCUAA
Molecule: messenger RNA, 825 nt
Organism: Sporisorium graminicola
Lineage: Eukaryota; Fungi; Basidiomycota; Ustilaginomycetes; Ustilaginales; Ustilaginaceae
Exons: 1
Coding region: 1-825 (274 amino acids)
Source: RefSeq, a predicted model, not a curated record